Syngnathus acus (greater pipefish) is the source of this 1100-nucleotide messenger RNA. Its product is annotated as TNFAIP3-interacting protein 3-like. Bases 476 to 1099 code for a protein of 207 amino acids. The record is from RefSeq and is a predicted model, not a curated record. The transcript is spliced from 8 exons. NCBI's taxonomy places the organism in Eukaryota, Metazoa, Chordata, Actinopteri, Syngnathiformes, Syngnathidae. Gene Ontology annotation, biological process: regulation of transcription by RNA polymerase II; cellular response to lipopolysaccharide.
UUCUCUAGCCGGGAAACGUACAAGCGCAACACUCGGGAAGUCACAGGCAUGACCAAAAUCACGUUUGAUUUGUAGCAGGAUGACUUGUCGAGUUGAAAGUGAAAAAAUAUUCUUAUUUGACGAACCAAUAAAACCCCUUGGAGGAGCAUUUUUUCUACAGUGGCGAGUUUCUAUCUGCGUCACGAUUGGUGCCACAAAAGUGACGUUUAUGACUGGCUCUUUGUACUUUUCUCCACAAAGUGGGUCAACAGCGUGUGCGCGCAUGCGUGCGCGCGCAUGCACGUUUUCCUCCGUUUAUAAGGCAAAAGGCGUGUGUGCAUCGUGAGCGGCUGCAUAUCGUCAUCAUUGUCUCUCAAAGGCAACCCUCAAGAGUGUGAAAAGAGGAACUCCCAGGGCCCAUUAAGUCGCGUUUCAACGCUUCCUUCUGCAGUCAAAUAUAUUCUCGUUCUUUUGUCGAGCCAGGACUCCAUCCAGCAUGCAAGCGCAGAUUUCCAUUCUGGAGAGGCAACGGCAAGAGCUGCUGACCAUCAAUGAGAAAUGGGCAAAAGAGUACAACAUCAUGGUGGCCUUCUACCAACAGGAGCUUCUGAGUCUCCGGGUAUCGCAACGAGAUCACAGCGACGUUGUGAAAGAGACAUACCAAACAAAACCAUGCAAGAGAGAAAAACUUCAGCCUGUCAACUCUGAACUCCACAAAGCUGUGACGGAAGCCGAAGAACUGCGGGCGCACAACCACGUUCUGACGAAAAAGGGUCAGCAACAGCUGGAGGAGAUCAGCCGGCUCAAUAAAGCUCUUGAGGAGAGACUCCAUCCGUUUCAGACAUUCGAGGAGAGUCGUGGAUCUGCAGAGGACCUCUGGAAACAUCAGGCGGAGGUGUUCAAGGAGGAUUUCCUGAAGGAGCGAGGAGACCGGGAGAAGCUCCAGUACAAAUACAUUGAGCUGCAGAAGAAGCUUAGCAAAGCCCGAGAUGAGCUGCACCUCCUUAAAUCGCAGGCCACUUGGACCCGCAUCCUGCACCCCGUGGUAGACUGCACUUGCAAGACGACCGCAGCCCCGCCAGCGUCCCAAAGGAGACGGCACCCAACGAGAGACAACUGAA